Molecule: messenger RNA, 1329 nt
Organism: Striga asiatica
Lineage: Eukaryota; Viridiplantae; Streptophyta; Magnoliopsida; Lamiales; Orobanchaceae
Source: the annotation of a GenBank genome assembly
AUGACUGAUCUUGCCAGCAAACACAAGACUUAUAGAUUAGUCGCCCCUUUUCGAAACGAGGUUUAUACGUCCGACCCAGCUAACGUCGAGUAUAUACUCAAAACCAACUUCGAAAAUUUCGGCAAGGGAUGGCACAAUUACGGCAUCUUAAAUGAUUUGUUGGGCGAUGGUAUUUUCGCUGUUGAUGGCGAAAAAUGGAGAGAACGGAGGAAAGUGUCGAGCCUCGAGUUUUCGGCCAGGGCUUUAAGGGAUGUUAGCAGCACAAUUUUCAAAGAAAACGCGGUUAAACUUGCUAAAAUUUUUUCAGAAGCUGUGGCUUCGAAUCAGCCGAUGAAUAUUCAAGACCUAUUUAUGAAGUCGACUCUAGAUUCAAUAUUCAGGGUCGCGUUUGGGGUCGAGCUGGACAGCAUGUGUGGUUCAAAUGAGGAAGGUUCGAGAUUUAGCCGUGCUUUCGAUGAUGCAAGUGAGAUUACUGCUUGGAGAUAUGUUGAUAUAUUGUGGAAGAUAAAGAAGGCUUUGAACAUUGGUUUGGAGGCUAAGUUGAAGGCUAAUAUUCGGAUUAUCGACGAAUUCGUUUACAAGCUCAUCCAUAACAAGACGAAACAAAUUGAACAAGUUCAAUAUGAUGAUAAUGCGGAUUUGAGGAAACAAGACAUCCUAACGAGAUUUCUCAAGUUGUCGGGGGGCGAACCAAAGUACUUGAGAGAUAUAAUACUCAACUUUGUUAUGGUCGGUAAGGACAUGACAGCAACAACAAUGUCCUGGUUUUUCUUCAUGCUCUGCAAGCAUCCUCUCGUGCAAGAAAAGGCGGCACGUGAAAUCGAAAUAACCGUGAAAUAUGGGGACGAAAAUGCAAAUUUAUCGGAGUUUGCAGCGAAUUUGAGCGAAGAAGCUCUCGACAAGAUGCAUUAUCUUCAUGCUGCACUAACCGAGACUGAGACUCUAUCCUCCGGUUCCCAUGACGGGUUUAGUGUUAGAAAAGGUGAUGUCGUAGCUUAUCAGCCGUACGCAAUGGGACGAAUGAAGUCAAUAUGGGGCGAUAAUGCUCGGGAUUUCAAACCGGAAAGAUGGAUAGAUUAUAACGGUUGCUUUAAACCGGAGAGCCCCUUCAAGUUCACGGCUUUCCAGGGAGGCCCGCGAAUAUGUUUGGGAAAGGAUUUCGCGUACCGGCAGAUGAAGAUUCUCACGGCUGUCCUUUUGAGAUUCUUUGUGUUUAAGGCAAGUGAGGAGAAGAAGGCCGUGAAAUACAGGACGAUGAUCAAUCUUCACAUAGCCGGGGGGCUUAGCGUUCGUGCUUGCCGGAGGUCGGAUUAUGUCGUGCUGACGUAA